AUUUCAGCAGGAACAAGACCAGCCGCAGCACCAGAAGCUCGCGCCAUGUCGACCACGGCAUCUCCAGUGAAGCUGGUGUCAACGCCAAAGCCGGAGUGGCAUGGGCCCAACAAACUGUAUCAACCGCUGAUCGGCCCGCCUGUCACUUCGGGAACGCACCCGCCCAAUGAUUUCCGGGGUACGGUCCAGACGGAGGCGCAGUCCAUCGAGGCACAGUUUUUGCGCGAGCGCGCACAGAUGCUGUGGGACACGGGCAAAAUCACGUUUCGGUGGCCCUACCUGGACCAGCCGCACUUUGGAAAGACGUACGCCUACGCCUGCCCGCGCUUCCUGGACCCCCGGCUCCGCACGAAGGGCUACGAAUACGCAAAAACCCGGGAGCUCAUGGCCUACAAGGACAAAUACCCCCCGAAGGUCAAAAGGAAAAACUCACUGUCGCGGUCCGCACGGGACAUAAGCAAACUCCAAGAGGACCUGAUGAACGUGGAGGAAAGGGAC
Amoebophrya sp. A120 is the source of this 498-nucleotide messenger RNA. The record is from the annotation of a GenBank genome assembly. Lineage: Eukaryota; Dinophyceae; Syndiniales; Amoebophryaceae.